This is a messenger RNA of Lotus japonicus, 1413 nucleotides long. RefSeq lists its product as uncharacterized. Lineage: Eukaryota; Viridiplantae; Streptophyta; Magnoliopsida; Fabales; Fabaceae. The coding region runs from base 1 to 1413 and encodes 470 amino acids. The record is from RefSeq and is a predicted model, not a curated record. The transcript has a single exon.
AUGGAGCAUUUGAGGUACUUUAACACCAAAAUGGUUAUUUGUGGGGCGACGGAUGAGGUGAAGUGCAGACUGUUGCCAUCAACAUUCAAGGGAAUGGCGAUGCAGUGGUUUAUUAGACAAUCGCCUUUCUCAAUUGACAAUUUUACGGACUUGUCAACUAAGUUCUUAACUCAAUUCUCCGCCAACAAAACCACAAAAGCAACUAUGUUUGAUCUCAUCAGUAUACAUCAGCAGCCAGGAGAGAAGCUAAAGACCUACAUGGCGCGCUUCAGCAAGAUGGCUGUGCAAUUGGAGGAGGAUAACCCGGAUGUAUGUUUGGCGUCUUUCAAAAAUGGCCUCAGGGCGGGAGAUUUGAAUCGAGAUUUAACAAGACGCCCAACGCGGGAUAUGAUGGAUCUUCGCGCUCGAGUUCAGGAAUUCAUCUUAAUUGAGCAAGACGAUCAGAAAAAGCAAGAAAGGGAGGAAAGAAGAAAAGACGUCCGACCCGGUGUGGUUGCACAGGACAAACCCAAGGCUGGAAAAGAUACAAGGCUAGCUCAAAAUCCACGCACACCAAGGCCUGGCCCAUAUCAUAACUCUAAACCUGGAUUCCAGAAUACGUGGCAUAGAAAUCCCCAAGGCACCACCACAGCUCCGGCUGGUCAACAUGUUGCCUCGCCAAUUAAGGUUCCACUUACUAAACUGAAUGCACCCCUAAGCACCAUACUGAGGGCAGUAGGACAGACAAAUGUUGUGCAAUAUCCGCCACCACCUCGGCGACCACCAACCAAUGUGGACACAAACAGAUGGUGUGAGUACCACAAAACGUUGGAUCACACCACGAAUAAUUGUUGGAACUUGCGGAAGGAGAUCGACCGGCUAAUUAAGGCUGGACAUCUGGCAAAUUUUGUUAAAGAUGCAGCAACGCCAGAGGCCGCCAAGGUAACUCAAGCGGGCAAAGGAAAAGGAAAGGAGGUAGUAGAAGAAUUGGGCGACCCUGUAGGGGAAUGCUCAUCCAUUGCAGGAGGGUUUGGAGGAGGGGCGAUUUCUAGCAAGGCCAGAAAGCGUUAUGUGGCGGCAGUACAUUCCGUGCACGAAGCAUACGAAGGCGAAUGUUGGUUGAAUCACUCUCCAAUCACAUUCACCCCUCAAUAUUUUGCACAUGUAAUUCCUCAUGACAAUGACCCGAUUGUUGUAACAAUCAGAGUUAACAAUUACAUUACGAAGAAAGUGUUCUUAGAUCAGGGAUCUUCGGCGGACAUCAUUUAUGGUGAUGCCUUUAAUCGCUUGGGGCUAAAGGAGUCAGAUUUGAAACCAUAUAAAGGAACCCUGGUGGGAUUCACAGGGGAUCGUGUCAAUGUGCGAGGAUACGUGAAAAUACCAACAGCCUUUGGUGAAGGGGAAUUUGUAAGAAAUUUCAAGUCAAAUACCUAG